Messenger RNA from Maniola jurtina (meadow brown), 556 nucleotides. RefSeq names its product protein lethal(2)essential for life-like. The coding region runs from base 28 to 444 and encodes 138 amino acids. The record is from RefSeq and is a predicted model, not a curated record. Lineage: Eukaryota; Metazoa; Arthropoda; Insecta; Lepidoptera; Nymphalidae. Gene Ontology annotation, molecular function: protein folding chaperone. Gene Ontology annotation, biological process: response to heat; protein refolding. The transcript is spliced from 2 exons.
AGCAGCGUGAUAGCCGGCGGUCCCGUUAUGAGCCGGGAAUACUAUCGCCCAUGGAGACACUUGGCUGCCGCUGCGAGAGACCUUGGUUCCAGCAUCAAGAGUGACAAGGACAAGUUCCAAGUUAAUCUGGACGUCCAGCACUUUUCGCCAGAAGAGAUCAGCGUGAAGACCGCCGAUGGUUACUUCGUUGUGGAGGAGAAACAUGAGGAGAAGAAGGACCAGCACGGGUACAUUUCGCGUCAGUUCACCAGGAGGUAUGCGUUGCCAGAAGGUUGUACGCCUGAGACUGUGGAGUCGAGGCUGUCUUCGGACGGCGUGUUGACGGUGACGGCGCCGCGGAAGGUGCCCCUGGCGGUGCAAGGCGAGAGGAAGGUGCCCAUCGCACAGACCGGGCCUGUGCGCAAGGAGGUCACCGACCAGUCCAACGGCGACAAGGCGCAGUAGUUAGUUUAUUUAGGUUUAGAAAGCGUUUCCUCAUUUCAGUGAUUUUCUUUUUCAAGACUGAUAAAUGUUAAUUUUAGUUCUUUAUAAUAAAAAAAGAUUUUCUAAGUGUGAU